AUGAACUUGCCAUUCAAAAUUAUUGAAUUCAUUCUUUAUACAAUUCAAUUCAUUUGCUUUGUCAUUUUAAUUGGAAUUCCAAUCGGUAGCAAAACUUGGAAGAAACUUGUGGAUCACAUUCAACACACACAAAAUGUCAUUAUUGUGGAAAGAGGUAAAACAAAACAACAAUCCAAUAAUUCCUCAAUUUCAUCAAACAAAGAAGAAGAACAUUCGAUCCAACAUGAUGCAAAUCUCUCCCAACUCACUAGUCAUUUACAUCAAUCAAGUGUCAGCAUUGUGAGAGGUGAAGAACAGUUGGUGGUUGUGACAACAUCACCUUCCACUUUAACACUUUCAAAUGCUGAAUUGACCAUCUCUUCAACCCACUCUCUAUCACAACCAGCUAAUGAAAUGGAGACUUCUAAACCUACCACUUUUACUACAACUUCAACUCCUACUAUUACAACAAACAAGAUAUCCUCUCAGAAAGAAUCAUCUUCUCCUUAUCAAGCACUCUUGUUGGGUUAUAUUAGAAUUUUAUGUGACUUACGACUUCUUUCCACAUUGUGUUUUCAUUUGAGUGUUUUAUGUUUAAUGAUUAAUUCACUAAUUUUCUUUGCUGUGACAAGUGAUUUUGGAAAUGCAGUUCAUCAAAAUGUUGCUCCUGCAAUUGCAUCAUUGACAUUUAUAUGUUCAGGAUUGAUACCUCUUUCUGGAACCUUUUUAGAAGUAUUGUUAACAAUUUCACAACAGAAUGCGACCAUUUCUAUUCAUGCAAUAAUCAUUGUUGCUAUUGUCAUGGCAAUUACCAUUCUCAUAACCGUUGUCAUUUUAAUUGCAGCAUUUUCAGCUCUAUCUGUUACGGUAACAGUUCGAAUAAUGUCUCUUCCAAUUGGUUUAGUAGCACUUGUAAUUUCAUGGACCAUCAUUUUGUCCUAUUCCUUCAAGAUUUAUUUUAUGAUUCGAAAACAGAGAAAGAUUCAUUUCUUUAAAUUUAAGUUCACACAAUACUUGUUCAUUCUCAUGUUAGGAAUAUUGUACCUCUUGUAUGAAGUUAUUACAGAAUUGUGUUACUUGUUUAGUACAUCUGUCACUCUCGAUACUUUAUUCACACGUCUCUUUAAACAUAGAGUAGCAUGUUACCUAUUGGGAAUUAUGUUGUGGGGAGGAUGUUAUGUCUUAUUUAGUAAGGACAAUAUGAUUGAGUGUUAUGGAUUUAUUUUGAAGCGAUGUUUCAAGAUUAAACUUUCAAAAUCAAAUCGCUCGUAA
Naegleria fowleri is the source of this 1251-nucleotide messenger RNA. RefSeq lists its product as uncharacterized. The record is from RefSeq and is a predicted model, not a curated record. The transcript is spliced from 3 exons. The coding region runs from base 1 to 1251 and encodes 416 amino acids. Lineage: Eukaryota; Heterolobosea; Eutetramitea; Acrasida; Naegleriidae.